AUGUUGUGGACAGUUUGGUUUUGCUAUCUUAUUCGAGCACUGUGCGUGGCUGUCGCGGAGCCUCAAGAUGUUGUGCUCCAACGCCUGCGGCGUGGGCAGUCAAGGGCAGCCAACGCCACGCUUCUGGUGGGAGGCCUCGUGCGCAACGCAGCUUUGCAUCUGCCUCAGCUCCGCCAGAAGAUCGAAACCCUGGCCGAUCACUUCCGACGAGUACAAAUUAUUUUUGUUGAAAACGAUUCUACAGAUGGUACUGGGAAGUAUCUGGAUCACUGGUCCAAAACUGCGGCAGGAAAGACCACCAUGAGAACAAUCCGCCUGACGCUCUCACAGGAUACGCACAUAGGGCCAUACAAAAGCCGAGGUGAGCUCAAAGCCAAAGGAUGGGGUCACGAUGGAGUGCGCCUCCUAGCCAGGCUUAGGAACAAGUAUUUGGAGGAAUUCCGGAGAGAGACCCGGGGCUCGGCCAAGGAGCAUUGGAUUUUAAUGGUCGAUGCUGAUGUUGGAAUGGAGUGGUCUGCUUCAGAUCUGCUGGAAGCUCUUGGCCACGAGGCCCGAUGGCAUGCCCUCUGUGCUCAUACCUGGUAUCGCUCCAACAGCCUCUAUGAUGCGUUCGCAUUGCGAGGUGAGGGUUUGCAAGGCUUGUCUCCCACAGAUUUUGAAGAGCAAGCUGGAAAGAGCUUCUUUCCCCAUGCACUUUGUGGUCUGCAGAAACAGUGGGGAGAACAUUGCGACUGCGGAAUGGAGUUGCAAGGUCAGGAAAAAUCAUGCAGCUCUUGUGCUGCAUCUGUUACAGCACGCUCGCUCAUUCCAGUAGACAGCUGCUUUGGUGGUCUGGCACUGUACCACGAGGACCUUUUGCACAAGUUCGGCAGCUGCCGAUAUGAUGAGGGUCUUGACGACUGUGAACACGUGGCCCUGCACAGCUGCAUGCGAUCCCGCGGGGCGAUCAUCGUCUUGUACCCCAGGCUUGCUGCUCAAGCUAGCGCCGCAAACACCACGUGCUGUGUCGAAACAUGCAGCCAGGCAGAGGCAUUUCCAAUGUCCUUCUUGCCAUUUCAGCCGCAAUUCUCGGCAUCAGGGGCACGAGUGGCAGGGUUGCUGGCAGCAGGGAUGUCACUCGAGGAGGAAGGCCAGUUGCAGGCAGCCCUGGAAAAGUACCAGGAGGCUGCGCGAAUUCCCAAAGAUGCCGGCUUGGCUCUUCAGCGCUGGGCCGCACGUGCUGGACUUUUGGGAGCAUUCCUGCUCCUGCAGUACAAGCAAGCUGACAAAGCCCUGCUGAUGAUACGAGACAGGCAAGGUACCCAGCUUCUCGCAAGCAAGGAUCCCUGGGCCGCGAUGAUGGUGGGCCAUGUGCAUGAGUUGCUUGACGAUUUGGGAGGUGCUGCAACAUGGUUCGAAAAUGCGAUCGAGACGUGGCCAACCGCUCCCGCAAUGUUGCGGAAGGCAGAGGAGCAUCAGGGAGCUUGGAUCAAAGCACGGCUGUCAUGGCUUCCUGCAACCCAUGGCUCUGAGAAAGAAGCCAUAAACGCGAUAGAAAACUUCACCACAGGGCUGAGCGCGCUGAUCGUAGAAGAGGGGGCGCCACUGAGAGGAAGAGGCUGUGGCAUACCAGCAGCCUUCGACACCCGUUCCGUCGAGAUGACUCGUUUAACUUAUCUCGGGCCGACACUCGUCCCACACUUGCCUGAGAUCGCAUCUGCAUUCUCACGACUUCAUCUGCGAUCACUCCGAAAUCUGGGCUUCGAAGCCGCAGCCUUGCAGGCUCCAGGAGGCCUUCGCAAGUCUCCCGAAGUUCGAGUUGGAUUUGUUUCUGGGCUUUUUGGCGAUAGUGCCGUGGGAAACUUGGUCAGAGGGAUCAUUUGGCCUUUGCCAAAAUCCGUCUGGGUUGCUCUCUUGUGCCUCGGAAGUUUGCAGCGUAAGUCCCCAAACUCGGCAGCGGUCGCGGAAGCACUCCUCGAGCGUGCAGACCAUGUGGAAGAAGCAUCCUACUGGAGCUCUACUUCGCCUGGCACGCCGAAGGAGCUCGGCCGCACCAGGGCUGCGAUCUUGAAGUUGAGGCUCGACUGUCUGGUGUUCUUAGAAGUUGGUCUGGACGUGCGAAGCUUCACUCUGGCUCACAGCCGUUUGGCACCAUUGCAGAUGGUUACCUAUGGUCAUGCAUCCACCACAGGAAUUCCGACCAUCGACGCUUUUCUGAGCUUCGAAGCGUUCGAGCCAAGUGAAUGGCUUCAUGCCCAGAGCCAGUACAGCGAGCAGCUCGUCUUGCUGAAAGGCUUCCCUUUCUUCUUGCCGAGCACAGAUCCCGAACAUGCGGAAAAGGGUACGUCUACCCUUCGCUGGGCCUCGCUGCUGGAGAGCUCUGGCACUGGCACCUGUGCCUUGACAAAACCUUCCGAUCGUGUGUACCUGGUGGCACAGACGCUGUACAAGCUUGUGCCGGCAUUUGAUAAGGCGCUGGAAGGAAUUCUCAAGGCAGACCCGGGCCCAGAGGCUGUUUUAGCGAUCCGGGUGGGGCACCCACAGCCGCAGAUCCACAGGCGCAUUGCCGCCCGGCUUGCCCUUCAGCUGGAGCCGUCCCAGCUGGCUCGUCUCUGCUUCGUCCCGAUGCAGAACGCCAGCACCUACUUCUGGAUGCUGAAGCAUGCUAGUGUGAUUCUUGACACAUUUCCACAUGGUGGUCACACCACCACACUUGAUGCUUUGAGCGCUGGCGCCCCAGUAGUGACCCUGAAGGGACAGCAUCUUGCGGGAGGUUUUGCUGCAGGAUUCCUCCGAACCCUCUUCGAGAAGAGCCUUCCAGAUGUGAGGAGUUGCUGUCUGGCGCUGACCGUCUCUGACUACGUGAAGAAGGCGGUCCUCCUGGCGUCCAAUCCUGACUACUCUGAGCGAGUUGGGUCCUGGAUCAGAGAGACUGCCCUGGCACGGGUCUUCCACCGGCGCGACGGAGCUGAAGCCUUGGCAGAGCUCUUGCUGGCGGUGUCAGGGAAGCCCCAAGAAGAAGGAGAUCAGAAGAAGCUAGAUGAUCGGUCUGAGCCACUCGCGCCUUACCAUCAAGUGCAGGAGGCUACGCUUUCAGCGUAUCUUCAUGACCCUCGCCAGUUCACAUGGGGGAUCCUCCCCUUGGUUUUGCGUCCUCGCAGCUGGCGACAAGUUCAACCAGCCGACAAAGCUGCGGCAUCGGCAGUUCAGCACCGGGCGAUCUGGCCUAUGCGCAUGAAAGGCUCCCAGAGCUCUGAGUUUCCUGUUGCAAGGGAGAGCUUUUCCACGGCCCUGGCCGGUCACGGCGGGCUUGCUGUGGCAUUCUGCUGUGCUGCCAUUUCUUUCCCCUGGCUGCUCUUCUGGGCACCACAGCUUCGUAAGAGUUUACAAGGCUUUCAAAGCGGCACAGACGAGAUCCGGCUCGGCCUAGCUCACGCCCAUCACGACUCGGCCGUUCUCUCGGUGCUGUAUCUUCUGACGCCGGACAGGCAGCUGGGUGCGGUGUCCCUGGAGUUUUGUGUGGCAGAGCUACAAAAACAACAGCCUGGCACCCUGCCGGUCCCUCUGGGCAGCAUUGAGCAUGUCCAAACUGUAUAA
Symbiodinium necroappetens is the source of this 3576-nucleotide messenger RNA. NCBI's taxonomy places the organism in Eukaryota, Dinophyceae, Suessiales, Symbiodiniaceae. The record is from the annotation of a GenBank genome assembly.